Molecule: messenger RNA, 1454 nt
Organism: Rana temporaria (common frog)
Lineage: Eukaryota; Metazoa; Chordata; Amphibia; Anura; Ranidae
Product: zinc finger protein 501-like
Exons: 3
Coding region: 37-1245 (402 amino acids)
Biological process (GO): regulation of transcription by RNA polymerase II
Molecular function (GO): RNA polymerase II cis-regulatory region sequence-specific DNA binding; DNA-binding transcription factor activity
Source: RefSeq, a predicted model, not a curated record
GAAAAAGAGACAUUGGUGAGUGGAGAUCAGCAGUCUAUGGAGGAGGACGGUCCCCUCUCGUAUUCCCGGGAUUCCAUACAAGAAUAUCACAGCUAUACACACCAUGAUCAGGGUGAAGAACCGAAAGACAUCAAAGUUGAGAUUAAAGAGGAAGAAGAGGAAAGGUUUGUGAGGGGAGAUCAGCAGUCUAUGGAGGAGGGGGGGAUGAUUAUGGAAAGUAAACAGGAGGAAUCUUCUCUACAUAUGGAAACAAAUGGACGCCAUGUCAGGAAUUCCUCGGAGAGAUAUCCUAUAUCAUCUGCAGAUUGGAACUCAAAAGAUGACGGAAUAAGACCGACUUCACCAGAAGUAAAUCCCAAUGCACAAAAUAUCCCCAGACCUUACCAUUCAUCUACAUCAAUGGAUGUCUCUAAUCCUGAGGGAUCUUCUUAUCAAUCACAAACUAUUCCUUCAGACGUCCAGCUUAGUUCUCACCGUGCAGAAACAUCUACAGAUCCAUCUAAUCCCGGGGAGUCCUCUUUGACCCAGAAAAUGGUUCACGCAAGUGAGAAUCCAGUCUCAUGUUUCGGGUGUGGGGCAUCUUUAAAAACAAGUUCUGAACUUUUUGUACAUCUCAGGUCUCACACCAGCGUGUCCUUUUCAUGUUCAGAGUGCGGGAAAUCUUUCACUGAGAAAAGAGAACUUCUUACACACCAGAAAACUCACAAUAGUUCAUGUUCAGAGUGCGGGAAAUAUUUCUCUGACAAAAGCAAACUUCGAUCACAUCUAAGAACUCACACUGGCGAGCGUCCAUUUUCGUGCACAGAGUGUGGGAAAUGUUUCACUCAGCAAGGGAGCCUUAUUAGACACCAAAGAAGGCACAAAAGCGAUUUGCGUUUCUCUUGUUCAGAGUGCGGGAAAUUUUUCCUUGAGAACUCGCACCUGGUUACACAUCAGAGAAGUCACACGGGCGAGCGUCCAUUUUCGUGCUCAGAAUGUGGGAAAUCUUUCAUUCAGCAAGGGGACCUUAUUAGACACCAAAGAAGGCACAAAAACGAUUUGCGUUUCUCUUGUUCAGAGUGCGGAAAAUUUUUCCUUCAGAAAACACACCUGGUUAGACAUCAGAGAAUUCACAAGGGCGAGCGCCGUUUCUUGUCAAGACUGCAGGAAGGGUUUCACUCAGAAAGCCAACCUUCUUACACACCAGAGAAUUCACACGGGGGAGCGUCCUCUCGGGUGUUCAGAGUGCGGGAAGAGUUUCACUGACAAUAACUGAAAAACUUAUUCCACACCAACGGAGACACACGGGCGAAUAUAUUUUUUCGUGUUCAGAGUGCAGGAAGGGUUUUACACACAAAGAUUAUCUUAUUAUUUUCUAUAUCCCGGUUUUAUAACUGAGCCUUUUACCACUGUGCCUACUUUAUAUUUUGCACUGAUGUCAGUUUAUUUUUCUAUGUUUGAGUGUAUUGCCUAAC